Molecule: messenger RNA, 1937 nt
Organism: Scophthalmus maximus (turbot)
Lineage: Eukaryota; Metazoa; Chordata; Actinopteri; Pleuronectiformes; Scophthalmidae
Product: odorant receptor 131-2-like
Exons: 1
Coding region: 711-1502 (263 amino acids)
Biological process (GO): G protein-coupled receptor signaling pathway
Cellular component (GO): membrane
Molecular function (GO): G protein-coupled receptor activity
Source: RefSeq, a predicted model, not a curated record
UCAUACAAUAUUUCUCAGAAACCUGUUUUGAACCUUGUUGAUUUCAUUGUUUUCAUAUAGUGUGUUCAGACACACUUGAUUCAGGAUGCUGGUUUUGUUCAUUAUGGCUCACUAGAACACUCAAAGCAGCAGUAUGUAUAUUAUGUCAAAAUGUAUAUCAUAAAUGGGUAUUAAAAAAAAAGUUAAGACACAAAUACAGUGAAAUAUAUUGAAUUAAAUUAAGAUAUUUUUACAUUUAAAAUAUAAACAUAAAGGCUCAUCUUUUCUUUAUUGUUUAUUCUGUAAAAUACGAUAACGCUGGGACCAAUUUAUCUGUGAAAGGCAGCUGAUGAAUCAGUCAGGCUAAAACUCUUUUCUGUUCUAAUUUACAAUAAGAUUUGUCUCGGAUGAAACAGGUUUGACAGACUCGGGUCCUUAGAGCCAUGAGCCUUUCAAACGCUGGCAGAAAUUCCACAGUGCCUUCCGGCCGGGACAACAUACAAACAGCCAUAACCAAGAAUGUGAUCACUGUGGUUCUGUGCAUCUCCAUCGUCUACAUCAACAGCACCCUUGUGCACACGUUCAAGAAACACCAGGUCUGAUUCUCGUCUCAUUCAUUUCAUCCCUUAAGUCAUAAACACCACACUGUGUCUCAUGUAAUCAUCUGCACUGUGUCUGUUCUUUUCCUCUUGUCUCCUUAUCACUGCUGUGCUCCCCUGCAGGUUUUCAACAUGAACCCUCGCUACAUCCUCUACAUCCAUCUGGUGAUCAAUGAUAUAAUCCUGCUGACCAUCUUCACCCUCAUGCAUGUGAUGAGUUACAUCGUCUUCACUCUCAAUGUGUGCUUUUGCAUAGUUCUGCUCAUGACUGCUAUAUUUUCGAACUUGAACAAUCCUCUGACACUUGCCGUUAUGGCAGUAGAGUGUUACAUCGCCAUAUGCUUCCCGCUCCGCCACAACCAGAUCUGUACGGUCAAGAAGACGUAUAUCGUGAUCGGCGUGAUAUGGGUGCUGAGUACACUUUCAGUGCUGCCAGAUUUAUUUUUCACCUUGGCCACAGAGUCCGUGGAAUUCUUUCAUUCCAGAGUGUUCUGCCUGAGGGACAACAUUUUCAGGAACCCCAGUCUCAAAGAGAAGAGAGAUACAUACAACUAUGUGUUUUUGGUCAUUGUUUGGCUCACGCUUUUCUAUUCAUACUUCAGGAUCCUGUUCGCUGCACAGGCAGUGGAUACAGAUGCCAAGAAGGCAAGGAACACCGUCCUCCUCCACGGCUUCCAGCUGCUGUUGUGUAUGCUCACCUAUGUUUUCCAUCUCAUGAUAAAUAGUGUCACAUACAUGUUCCCAAAAGAGGUGAUGGCCGUUCGCUUCAGCAUCUCCAUAUUUGUUCAGGUUCUGCCUCGACUCGUCAGUCCGGUUGUUUAUGGGCUACGAGACAAGACUUUCAGGAAGUACCUGAAAAGAUAUCUGCUCUGUAGAACAAGCACUACCACUCAUCCGCAAAGAAAAAUCUUAAAGAGGCCAUGAUGAAGUCCUGUUUUAAUAUGCUCCUGCUUUACUUUAACUGCUUCAUAUUAAAGGACACGAAAAGAAAACACAUUACAUACUAGCAGAGACAUCAAGAUAAAGACUGCAGUGCUUUUGUAUGUGUGUGUAGUUCACUUACACAAACUCUUUACAAUCCAAUCCUUGUUUUUGCUCUUUAAACAAAUAAAGAACGAAUUAAUUUUUACUGGUUAUUCGACUUAUUUCUUAAAUCUCCUUGGAAUAAUCAUUUGUGGCUGAUUCUACUAUAGAAAUUCUAAAUCUAAACAAAUUUUAAUAGAUUUUUCAAAAAUACCUUCCUUCUCCAGGAAUCUAUGAACAUGUAAUUUGUCAAAAGGUUUACAAGCUCGAGACAUGACGUCUCCUACUUCAAUGAAAAGUCAAUUUUUAGUGUUCUUCAUCUGGAGGCCUAGGAUU